UUAAAUUCUAAUAUGUAAGAUCUGGCAUUUCGAAAGUCAAUUUCCUCAAUUUUUUUUUUCUCAAAAUUUUAGUACAUACUGUACAUCAAUUACAGAUAUAUCGAAAUUUCCUCAGCCUGAGACGAACAACACUUGAAAACAUGUUCGCACCUAAAUUAUGCAGACCAGUUCCUUCAUUUAAAUUUCGGAUAGCGAGAUGUUUCUAUCGGCCACGACGAUUGAACAAAUAUUACGAUAUUUACAGAAUAGCUGCCCUUGCACGGGAGCGUGCCUGCUAUUUCACGUGCCAGCAGGCGACGCAGAACCUUCAGCAGCAGCAGCCACGGUUUUAUAGCGCUCCAGGAAGGAGGGCCGGCUUCUUCUCUCAGUUCAUUGACAACAUGCGUUCCGAGAUGGACAAGAAUAAGGAGAUCAAGGACAACAUUCGAAAGUUUCGGGAAGAGGCUCAGAAGCUGGAAGAGUCGGAUGCUUUGAAGUCGGCCCGCCAAAAGUUCAACAUCGUCGAAUCCGAAGCUCAGAAGUCGUCCAGCAAGCUCAAAGAACAGCUGGGUGCCAUCAAGGAGAAGGUGGGCGAUGUCCUGGAUGACGCUACCAAGUCGGACUUGGCCAAAAAGGUUAGCGAGGAGCUCUCAAAGACGGCGAAGGGUGUCAGUGACACGAUAACGGACACCAGCGGCAAGCUGGGACAGUCUGGCGCGUUCCAAGCCAUCUCCAGCACGACGACGGCUAUCAAAAAGGAGAUGGACAGCACGAGUAUAGACAACAGGGUGUAUCGAUCUCCGAUUCAGUUGCGCAAGCGUGUCCAGGUAGACCUGAGCGAUAGCGAUCGCGUUGUCGAGCCCAACACCGAGGCAACUGGUGUGGAGCUGCACAAGGACUCGAAGUUCUACCAGUCAUGGGAGAACUUUAAGAACAACAAUUCUUAUGUAAAUAAAGUAAUUGACUGGAAGAUGAAGUAUGAUGAGUCUGAGAACCCUAUGAUUCGAGCAUCCCGCCUCCUAACCGACAAGGUAUCCGAUGUAAUGGGAGGUCUCUUCUCGAAGACGGAACUUUCCGAAACGAUGACGGAGCUUGUCAAGAUCGACCCGAGCUUUGACCAGAAGGAGUUCUUACACGAUUGCGAGACGGACAUUAUUCCUAACAUUUUAGAGGCGAUUGUCCGGGGAGAUUUGGAGAUAUUAAAGGACUGGUGCUUUGAGAGCACGUACAAUAUUAUCGCCACCCCCAUAACGCAAGCGAAAAAGGCUGGCCUUUACCUGGACUCCAAAAUUCUGGAUAUCGAGAACAUCGAAUUAGCUAUGGGCAAAGUAAUGGAGCAAGGACCCGUGCUGAUCAUCACGUUCCAGGCGCAACAGAUCAUGUGCGUGCGAGACCAAAAAGCCCAGGUGGUCGAAGGUGAUCCGGAGAAGGUGAUGCGGGUGCACUACGUCUGGGUACUGUGCCGGGACCGCAACGAACUCAAUCCCAAAGCUGCUUGGCGGCUGAUGGAGUUAUCCGCCAACAGCCAGGAACAAUUUGUUUAGCGCGCUGUCACCCGCCAUUAUUUUUUACAGAGCAGUUUAAGUUUCCAUAAUUUCUCAAACCGCAAAACGAACAGAUCACUGGACACUGAGCAUAGACGACGAACUGACCACGAACUCGACCUGCAGGACUCCACCAGUGUGUACAAAAGUUUCGCUUUCGAUUGCUUUGAAAGUUUUGUCCGCCAUGGGCUGCUGGUCGGUCCUGAAACACUUCCGCCCCUUCAAUCUCCGGACCGCAGCAGUCCUCCGGCUGGCGACGCACCUUUCGUUCCUUGCGGCCACGCCCCCUACCGAACUGCCCGGUAAGGAGAGGGAUGUCGGUGCGGGGAUUGGCCGUCGGGAUCGUGGUUCCUCCGCUAGUGUCCUAACUAAACUGACUAAAUCUAGAACGUUGAAGCUUAAAGUGCAAGCGCACUAUGCCUGGCGGCAUAGACGCAACAGUAGAGACAUUAAGGCAAAUUGUUGAGUAUAGAGUUCUUUAGGUAUUUUAAGGCCUCCCCCACAUCAACCAUAUUAUAAAGAUAGAGAUCGCAUCUCGUGUAAAUACGGAAUUCGCCCGGCGCAGCCUGGGCAACGAAAAAUUGACUGUACACACGGAAUCCAAUGAGUUGUACGCAAGGCAGAACGCACUCAGAAUGUCUAAAAAAAAAUAAAAUUUUCAUAUUUUUGGAUCUACCAUUAAAGCUCCUGGUGAAUUCUUAAGAAAUAAGUGUUAAGUUUCCAAUCCUUUGUAUUCGAACAUCCUCAAAGGCUCCUAGCACGUGUAGAAAAUAAAAACCCCCAAUACUUUUACGAAAAAAUCAAA
Messenger RNA from Drosophila bipectinata, 2328 nucleotides. RefSeq names its product mitochondrial import inner membrane translocase subunit TIM44. Lineage: Eukaryota; Metazoa; Arthropoda; Insecta; Diptera; Drosophilidae. The record is from RefSeq and is a predicted model, not a curated record. Gene Ontology annotation, molecular function: protein-folding chaperone binding. Gene Ontology annotation, biological process: protein import into mitochondrial matrix. Gene Ontology annotation, cellular component: mitochondrial inner membrane.